CGUGGAACUGAGGGGAGGGCCGGGAGCCGCGCGUGCAGCUCUGCCCGAGCCCGGGGCGUGGGAACCGUGAGCGCUGACCCUCGCCGGGGUGAGUGGACGGGGCCCGGGACAGUGGCACCUGAGCGGUAGGCAGGCCCUCAGGUGCACCCCAGGGGACACAGGUAAUUAUCUCAUGAAGUAUCAUUAUAUCCGUUUUAUUGAUGAGGAAGCUGAGGCUCAGAAAAAUCAUGAUUUGCUCAAGGUUCUAUACAUGAGGUGAAGUGCAGAACUAGGAUUUUCCAAGCCAGUUCCGUACUGUAGUCUAGUGCCUUUCCUGCCAGGACCGCUCCUACCCAUGGAACAGUCAUCCACCAUGGAGCCCCGGGGCCCUGUAGACCACGGAGUACAGAUUCGCUUCAUCACAGAGGCAGAGGGUGGUGCCGAGAUGGGCACUCUACGCCGAGGGGGACGACGACCGGCUAAAGACGCCAGAGCCAAUACCUACGGGGUGGCCGUGCGUGUGCAGGGUAUCGCUGGACAGCCCUUUGUCGUGCUUAACAGUGGAGAGAAAGGGGGUGACUCCUUUGGGGUCCAAAUCAAGGGGACCAAUACUCGAGGAGCCCCAGGAACUCCAAGCUCUGAUUCAGAAUUCCCUGAGAACCCCUACUCUCCGGCCAAGGAUCUUCCUGCCCCUUCUCAGGGCAGCACAUCGGACGAGGAGCCUGGGACCCACUGGCAAGGAAGACUGCUCCGGUCCCAGUCGCAGGCCUCACUGGCAGGCCCUGCGCCUAUAGGUCCCAGCAAUAGGAGCACCAGCUUGCUGGAGCUGACACCCCAAGGGGCGAUGCCAGGCAGCACCAUCGACACUGCUCCCCUGUCUUCUGUGGACUCCCUCAUCAACAAGUUUGACAAGCAAGUGAGGGGCCAGGCCCGAGGUCGUACUGGCCGCCGUACUCGGACACUGCCCCAUGAACAGCGCAAGAGGAGCCAGAGCCUGGACAGCCGGCUCCCCCGGGAUACCCUGGAGGAGCGGGAGCGCCAGGCUUCCAGCCACUGGGCCCCCAGCAGCAAGUAUGACAGCCAUGUGGACAGCGCAAAACAGCCUUCCCAGAGCCAGAGCCCUCUUGGUGGCUUUUCCCGUUCCCGGCAGACUCAGGACUGGGUCCUUCAGAGUUUUGAGGAGCUACAGGAGCGUGCACAGGAUCCUGCCCUGCUGCAGUUCAAGUCAACUCCAGACCUUCUCCGAGACCAGCAAGAAGCCGCCCCAGCAGGCAGUAUGGACCAUGUGAAGGCCACCAUCUAUGGCAUCCUGAGGGAGGGAAGCUCAGAAAAUGAGACCUCGGUGAGGAGAAAGGUUAGUCUGGUGCUGGAGCAGAUACAGCCUCUUGUGAUGGUUUCUCCUGGUUCUACCAAGGCCCUGGCAGGGCAGGGUGAGCUCACCCGCAAAGUGGAGGAGCUACAGAAAAAGCUAGAUGAAGAGGUAAAGAAGAGACAGAAGCUAGAGCCUUCCCGAGCUGGGCUGGAGCGGCAGCUGGAGGAGAGAGUGGAAGAGUGCAGCCGACUGCAGGAGCUGCUGGAGAGGCGGAAGGGGGAGGCCCAGCAGAGCAGCAAGGAACUGCAGAACAUGAAGCUCCUCCUGGACCAGGGGGAGAGGGUACGACAUGGGCUGGAGAGCCAGGUGAUGGAGCUGCAGAGCAAGCUGAAACAGGGCCAGGGCUCUGAGCCUGCGAAGGAGCUGCUUCUGAAGGACCUGUUGGAGACCCGGGAGCUUCUAGAAGAGGUCUUAGAGGGGAAACAGCGGGUAGAAGAGCAGCUGAGGCUGCGGGAACGGGAGUUGACAGCCCUGAAGGGGGCCCUGAAGGAGGAGGUGGCCUCCCGCGACCAGGAGGUGGAGCAUGUGCGGCAGCAGUGCCAGCGAGACACAGAGCAGCUCCGCCGGAGCAUGCAGGACGCAACCCAGGACCAUGCAGCACUGGAGGCUGAGAGGCAGAAGAUGUCUGCGCUGGUCCGGGAACUGCAGAGGGAGCUGGAGGAGACCUCAGAGGAGACAGGGCAUUGGCAGAGCAUGUUCCAGAAGAACAAGGAGGAGCUUCGAGCCACCAAGCAGGAACUCCUGCAGCUGCGGAUGGAGAAAGAAGAGAUGGAAGAGGAGCUUGGGGAGAAGAUCGAGAUCUUACAGAGGGAUUUAGAGCAGGUGCGAGCUGGUGCUAGAGAUACUCGCCAGGUUGAGGAACUCAAGAAGGAACUGCAACGCACACAGGAGGAGCUCAAGGAUCUGCAGGCGGAGCGGAAGAGCCAGGAGGCGGCUGGGCGACACCGGGACCGGGAGUUGGAGAAGCAGCUGGUAGCCCUGAGGGUGGAAGCUGAUCGAGGCCUGGAGCUGGAACAGCAGAACCUCCAGCUACAAAAAACUCUCCAGCAGCUGAAACUAGAUUGUGAAGAGGCCGCCAAGGCCAAGCUGGCAGCAGAGAAGGAGGCCUCGGUGCUGGGGCAGCGCCGGGCAGCAGUGGAAACCACACUUCGGGAGACCCAGGAGGAAAAUGACGACUUCCGCCGACGCAUCCUGGGUCUGGAGCAGCAGCUGAAGGAGGCCCGAGGGCUGGCGGAGGGCGGGGAAGCGGUGGAGGCACGACUUCGGGACAAGGUGCAGCGGCUGGAGGCAGAGAAACAGCGACUUGAGGAGGCCCUGAAUGCAGCACAGGAGGAGGAGGGGAGCCUGGCAGCAGCCAAGCGGGCCCUGGAGGUCAGGCUGGACGAGGCCCAGCGGGGCCUGGCACGCCUGGGGCAGGAGCAACAGGCUCUGAACCGGGCCCUUGAGGAGGAAGGGAAGCAGCGGGAGGUGCUACGGCGGAGCAAGGCGGAGCUGGAGGAGCAGAAACGUUUGCUGGACAGGACUGUGGACCGACUCAACAAGGAGCUGGAGCAGAUCGGGGACGACUCCAAGCAAGCCCUGCAGCAGCUCCAGACCCAGCUGGAAGAUUACAAAGAAAAGGCCCGGCGGGAGGUGGCAGAUGCUCAGCGCCAGGCUAAAGAUUGGGCCAGUGAGGCUGAGAAGACCUCUGGGGGGCUGAGCCGCCUUCAGGAUGAGACCCAGAGGCUACGGCAGGCCCUACAGGCUUCCCAGGCUGAGCGAGACACAGCCCAGCUGGACAAAGAGCUGCUGGCCCAGCGACUACAGGGACUGGAGCAAGAGGCAGAGAACAAGAAGCGCUCUCAGGAUGACAGGACCAGACAACUGAAGAGCCUUGAGGAAAAGGUGUCCCGGCUGGAAACUGAAUUAGAUGAAGAGAAGAGCACAGUGGAGCUGCUAACAGAACGGGUGAAUCGUGGCCGGGACCAGGUGGACCAGUUGAGGACUGAGCUCAUGCAGGAAAGAUCUGCUCGGCAGGACUUGGAGUGCGACAAAAUCUCCUUGGAGAGACAGAACAAAGAGCUGAAGACCCGGUUGGCUAGCUCAGAAGGCUUCCAGAAGCCCAGUGCCAGCCUCUCUCAGCUUGAGUCUCAGAAUCAGUUAUUGCAGGAGCGUCUACAAGCUGAAGAAAGAGAGAAAACAGUUUUGCAGUCUACCAACCGAAAAUUGGAGCGCAAAGUUAAAGAACUGUCCAUCCAGAUUGAUGAUGAGCGACAGCAUGUUAAUGACCAGAAAGACCAGCUAAGCCUGAGGGUGAAGGCUUUGAAGCGGCAGGUAGAUGAAGCGGAAGAAGAAAUUGAGCGACUGGAUGGCCUGAGGAAGAAGGCACAACGUGAGCUGGAGGAGCAACAUGAGGUCAACGAGCAGCUCCAGGCCCGGAUCAAAUCCCUGGAGAAAGAUGCCUGGCGCAAAACUUCCCGCUCGGUUGCUGAGUCAGCUCUCAAACAUGAGGGGCUGAGUUCGGAUGAAGAAUUUGACAGCGUCUAUGACCCCUCAUCCAUUGCAUCGCUGCUUACGGAGAGCAACCUUCAGACCAGCUCCUGUUAGCUCCUAGUCUACAACCGUCCAGAAACAGGCUCAGGGCCUAGCCCAGCCAGCCCUGCUCUGCCUUGCUGCCCUGUCUGCCUUGAGUCCUCUUUCCUGUGGGUGACCCAGUUACUCAGACCCAAGACAGGCAGGGGUCUAAGUCACAGUGAUAAAGAAGACAGUAAGAAGAAGCUGAAAGAUGGACUUGGCAUUCCCAUCAGAGGAAUGGGUGUCUUAGGCUGAGUCCUUCUUUGGGGUGCCGGCCCUUCUUUCAUCUCCAUGACAUGAGGUGAAAAGAGUGUAAGGAUGAUCAGCAUAGAGACUGAGGGGGGCUGAAAGGAUCAGAAAGUAUUCUAUUGAAAUUGCCAUGUGUAUAAAGCUUUAUUUCUUUGGUCCUUAACCUUCUGGCUCAGGGAAAUACCCAGUACUAUUCUGCUCCCGGAAUUCCUACAGCCUAUUUUCCUCCCUUCUCUGAAGCAGGGUGCGGAAGCAUAGGUAACAGACACGCAGGCGUGAUUUUACCCAUUUCUCAGAUACCACUCUGUACAGUUAUGGAGCUCCUGUGAUAGUCCUUAUACCCUUCUAGUCCUACAUUUUUGUCUUCUCCAAGCUAGUGGGUCCAGGGGACCCAUCAUCCCCUCCUCUUCCAUCUUUACCAUUCCUAGCCUGCUUCUUUUCCUCUCAGUGCCUUAGCCAGGGUGAGGAGAUAAGGAUGCUCUUCUUACCUUUUAUACCUACACAUUCAUACCUCUCCCUAAACCAGCCUUUCCCCAGUGGGGCCCUCAGCCUGCCCUGCUUCUCUAGGGACUGGUCAAGAGGGCCACCAGCUGUUCUUCUGAGGAGCCCUGGGAGAAGGACUUUGGUAGGGCUCUAAAGGUGGUGGGGAUCUGGUUCUGCUCAGGGCUUCUGUCUGUCCUCUCCCUCUUCUGUGGCACUGGAUAUGAUUAUUAGGUGGCUGCACUGGGGGACCCUGACAACUGU
This is a messenger RNA of Octodon degus (degu), 4897 nucleotides long. It is a transcript of the gene Cgn, whose product is annotated as cingulin. The record is from RefSeq and is a predicted model, not a curated record. NCBI's taxonomy places the organism in Eukaryota, Metazoa, Chordata, Mammalia, Rodentia, Octodontidae. The coding region runs from base 335 to 3937 and encodes 1200 amino acids. Gene Ontology annotation, cellular component: myosin complex. The transcript is spliced from 22 exons.